Messenger RNA from Rhagoletis pomonella (apple maggot), 1548 nucleotides. Its product is annotated as cyclic AMP response element-binding protein A-like. Gene Ontology annotation, biological process: regulation of transcription by RNA polymerase II. The transcript is spliced from 4 exons. NCBI's taxonomy places the organism in Eukaryota, Metazoa, Arthropoda, Insecta, Diptera, Tephritidae. Gene Ontology annotation, molecular function: cAMP response element binding; DNA-binding transcription factor activity, RNA polymerase II-specific. The coding region runs from base 79 to 1299 and encodes 406 amino acids. The record is from RefSeq and is a predicted model, not a curated record.
ACUGCUGCAGCGCUACCCAUACGCUACACAAACGCUGGCAUCUAUGCCAGCCUUAGUAAAAUCAAUACCACCGCACCGAUGACAUUCAACCUGCGUACCGCCGAAACGUCGAGUGGCACAUCCAGCAACAGCAGCAGCUCCAAUUUCGGCGGCAGCAACACAACUACCAUUACACUGGGUAAACCCGCCGUCGCCACACCGGCACACCUCCAACAGUACCUACCUCAAACGUCGGUGAGCACAGUUUUUGAACAGAGCAGUUGUCAUACGCCGGCAUCUGUACGCGAAGGCAGCUCCUCGCCCGACAUCUGUUCAGACAUUGAGAUCGAUGAGUCAGCCAUAAAGGAUGAGCCCAUGUCGCCAGAUUCCAGUUGCCCGCCCAGCCCAAACUCGCCAGAAUGUAUGACAAUGGCGAAAAUCUCUCAUUUGGCCGCGCGUACUAACUCCGAUCUCGUCUUUGAACAUAAGAACGGUUGCCUGCAGCUAACUCCCGCCUCACAGAGCUUACUCAAAGCGCAACAGCUCGCCUUGAACGCCAGCACCGCCACCAAAAGUCAAAAUAUUUUAAUGCCUAAAUUUAAUAUAAAGUCCGAGAACGGCUUUAGUAGUGUUAAUGUUCCCGCGAAGCAUAACGGUCAAUAUGGUCUGCCGCUGACGCCACCCUCCUGCUCAUCAAGUGAUGGUGAUUCUGAAGGUAAUUUAACACCGGAACAUAUACUAUCGCCACUUUCGCCCAACACUUCAGUUUCUAUAUCUGUGGCUAACCCUGCAGUAAUUUCGCCCGUUGCUCUACAUUCCGCGAACGUGCCCCGUAGUGCCAGUAGCAGCAGCUCUUCAUCGCCAUCAUCUGCAUCGUCAUCGACAUCAUCCCUGCACGUCGCCGGCCGACAUGCGGCAGGUGGGACUACUGGUUCCACACGUCAGCCUAUACACACCCCGCUUAUUAGCACUCAGCCGAAAGGCUCCACAGGCGUGCUGAUUCUAACCGAAGAAGAGAAACGCACAUUGCAAGCAGAAGGAUAUCCAAUCCCGCAAAAGCUACCACUUACCAAGGCUGAGGAAAAGUCACUCAAGAAAAUCCGAAGAAAAAUCAAAAAUAAGAUUUCCGCACAAGAGAGUCGGCGCAAAAAGAAGGAGUACAUGGAUCAACUAGAGCGUCGCGUCGAAAUACUCGUCAAUGAGAAUAAUGAGCAACGCAAACGUUGUGACGCAUUGGAGCAUACGAAUGCAAAUCUACUAAGUCAAUUGCACAAAUUGCAAACGAUGCUGAACAAACAGAACGGCAAAAAGAAUGCUUGAGCGGUUCGACGGCAAAGGGGGAUGCAAAUAGAAAAUAUUGACUCCUUCUCCACCAAAUAGCAGCGAAAUGAAUUUAUUGUGCGAGAAUGUGUAGUGCAGCCAACGCGGGAGCCGGUGUGUAAGAGCAGUGGGACGCAAAGAAAAUGAAUGCUAAAUGCGUGAAUGAGAUGAUUUUGAGCUACUUAUAUAUAAUUAAUAAUGUUAGUAGUUUAAAACAUAAAUAUUUUAUGAAAUAUUUACACAGAUAGA